Portunus trituberculatus (swimming crab) is the source of this 3704-nucleotide messenger RNA. RefSeq lists its product as uncharacterized. Gene Ontology annotation, cellular component: neuron projection membrane. Bases 1694 to 2905 code for a protein of 403 amino acids. The record is from RefSeq and is a predicted model, not a curated record. The transcript has 9 exons. Lineage: Eukaryota; Metazoa; Arthropoda; Malacostraca; Decapoda; Portunidae. Gene Ontology annotation, biological process: synapse organization.
GGCAGAGAGCGAGAGUCAGUGAGGCAGAGACGAGCAAGGAGAGAGGAUCGUGUCCCGUGUGUUCCGUGCCACUCUUACCCGCAGAACUUUGGCAAAAUAUACUUCGAGCUGUCAGCGGUUUACAGAGAGACCCAAAUAAAAAAAAAGAAAAAGAGAGAGAGAGAAAAAAAAAGGAAAAAGAAAAGGAAAACAUACACACCGGAAAGAAAAGUAAGAGAGAAAAAGAAAGGAAAAUAAAGAAAAUAAGGAAAAUAGUUUGAAAUUUACGGAAAACAAUGCUAGGUUCUAAGUAACUACUAUUACUACUAUUACUACUAUUACAUUGUGAAAUAAAAUAAAAACGAACGAAAAGUGAAGAAAAGUGACAAAUACCAUUUUUAUCGAAACAGAACGAAAAAAAAGGAGCAGAUGUGAUCAAAAUUCGUGGAAAAAAAAAAAUACCCUGAUACUUUGGUGAAACAUUCUGGGAAGAGUGACGAAAACUAAUGAAAAAAAGUGUAAACAAAAGCGACACGAGUGAAAAAAAGUGAACAACGAGGACUGGGAAAGCACGAAUGAACGAAACGAAAACAACACGAAAUAAAAUAAAAAAAUAAAAAGAAAAGAAAAAAAUACAUAGAGAGAAAAAUAGAUAAACAGUAAUAAUAAUAAUAAUAAUAAUAAUAACUCGCAUUAGAGAAAGAGAAAGAGAGAGAGAAAAAAACUCGUUCUAUACACACGAAAUAAAAAUAAGGUUCUGGGUUUUAAAAAGAGGGGAGCUCUGAACGAAAAGAAGAGAGACUCAAUAGGAGGAAUCAAAAACUAUAUUCACUAACGAAAAAAAAAAAAAAAAAAAAAAAUAGAUGCUCAAUGGCCGUCCUUCCAAUAGUGAAUUGAAAUAGAAAUAGAAAAAAGGCAGAAAGGAAUACAAAAAAAAAAAAAAAGUAGAAGGAAAUGAACUCAAAAAAUGAAUAAAGGAGGAAGCACAGAGCGAGAAAAUUAAUGAGGAUGUGAAGAUAUUGCUGAAAACGAAAAAAAAAAAAAAAAAAAAAAAAAUAGAACUCCACACAACUGAUGAACUUAGAAACAGAAAAGAAAAGAAUAGAAAAAAAAAAAGGUGAAAGAAAAGGUCAAGAAAACUGUGGCGGUUAAUUUAGCUUUCAUCUUUAGCCAGAAGAAAAAUAGGAAGAAGAAAGCGUGAUACGAUAAACCAAGGAAUAAAAGAAAAAAACGGAAUAAAACAAUGAAACUCAGAAAAUAGGAAGAAGAAAGUCAUAAGAUAGAAAAAAAAAAAAUGUUAGAAAUGUAAUAAAAAAAUGAAAAUCAGAAAAUAGAACAAGAAAAUAAUAAUAAACGAAGAAAUAAAAGAAAGAACGUGAUAAAACAGUGAAAGUCAGGAAAUAAAGAAGAGGAGAGUCAUAAGAUAAACAAAGAAAAUAAACAAAACCGUGAUAAAUCAGUAAAAACCAGACAAAAAGUGAACAAGGAAGAGAAAAAAAAAAAAACUGAAAACAAGACAAGUGAUAAAGAGAAAACGAAAAUAAACCAAUAAAAAAAGUAAAAUAAAUAAAGAAAGAAAGAAAAAUAGAGUAGAAAAACAAUAAGAGUGAAAUGAAAGUAAAUAAAUAGAUAAAAAAAAGAAAGAAAAUGAACAAGUGAGGAGAAGAAGGCAAUAUACGAUGAUCUGAGUGAUUAGUGAGGCAAAGAAAACAAGAUGUCACACCAAGACACACCCCACUACCUGCUGUCCUUCACCUGCCUACUGCUGCUGCUGCUCAACCCUCUCCUGCUCAUGCCCUGCCCAGCUGCUGCAAGGGCGAGGCACCAAGACGACCUAUACCAUCGCGGGAUGUCACCAGCCCAGUCGUCACACACGCACUACGACUCCAGAGCUUACCUGGCUAGAGUCACGCAAUCAGGCAAGGUGGACGUGACAAAUGCUUCCUCCUUCACCUACGACAGCCUAGGACGCGGGCCAUACCUACUAGGACUCCCUCCGCAGGAUUACAAGGACCUUCGCUUCAAACAACAGCCACACAGGACCUGGACAGCACGACCCAGGCCAGAUUACGAUGACGAUACGACCACAAGAGAUCCUGCGAUACCAGAAAAUCCUGAAGGACUUAAGGAUCCCUCUCUUCUUGUGGGGCCCUGGGAGGAGAAGCCCACUGUCAGGGUCACCAAUGCUGUGUUCAAGGGCGUGAACGGCAGCCUGGUGGGGGCGCAGGCUGGGACAGUGGCCAACCUCCCCUGUGUGAUCCAAAACAGGGCUGACCACGAGACGGUGUCAUGGAUCCGCCUGCGUGACCACCACCUCAUCACAGUGGGCAGACAAACCUACAGUCAAGACGAUCGAUUCUCAGUCACCUACAACAGACACCUCAAUCAAUGGACUCUACACCUGCGGUACGUCCAGGCCAGAGAUGCAGGAGAGUACAUGUGUCAACUGUCCACCCACCCACCCAUGACCUUCAUCUCAACACUCACCAUUACACAGGCAUCGGCUGAGAUCGCAGGAGGGCCAGAGAGAUACGUACAGGAAGGCAGCGCUGUGAUCUUAAACUGCACCCUUCGCCAGCACACACAGGCUCCGGAAUACGUGUUUUGGUACCACAACAGAACCAUGAUUAACUUUGACACCAAUAGACAGGUAUCAGUGAGGAAAACAAAGGAUGGAAGCAUUCUCACCCUGGCGACAGUGGGCAGGACCGACUCAGGAAACUAUACGUGUCAUCCUGCCAAUGCUCGCCACGCCUCCAUCACGCUCCACAUCAUAGCAGGUGAUGCCCCGGCCGCCAUGCAGGUAUCAGCAGGUAGGCGCCCCGGUCACCUGCCCCCUCUGCUGUUGGUGCCCCUUCUGCUCCUCCUACAAGCUCCACAAGGCGCCCUACGAGACACACUGGCUCUUCUCUCCAAACUAACGUGAUAAGCACACCUGUCUUUAGCACACCUGUCUCAUUAGCAGGUGUGGUGUUGCCCUGAGUGUUACCUGUAGCAUUCACACCUGUCUGUCAUUUCUGUGUGAUUUUAAGAAUGUUGUGUUUUCUGUCUAUAUGUGACUAUGAAGACAGGUGUGGACAGGUGUAGACAGGUGUGUUGUGGGUGUACCUGUUGUUAAUUAAAGGCACAGGUGAAUAAAAACAGUUAUUUAGAAAAAGAUAGAAAAAUAGAGAAAAAUGAUCUAGAAAAAGAGAAAAGGAAAAAUUUUAAUGGAAAAUGAAAAACAAAGGACAUUUUAAACAAUUCCACACCUGAUUAGCAGAGAGGACAGGUAUAGUGACCUCACCUGUGCAUUCCAAACCUACACACCUCCACACACCUGCUCCACACACCUACCACCCAUAACGGACAUCUAAAGGGAGUGAUGUGUACAUACCUGUGUUGUGGUUAAUUAGUAUUACCUGGAUGGUGGUGGUGGUGGUGGUGGUGGUGGUGGUGGUGGUGGUGGUGGUGGAAGACAGAUAAUAUGGCAUGAAAAGCGAGAGAGAAGGGAGAGGAAAGAAAAAAAAGAGAGAGAGAGAGAUAAAGAGAGACAUGAUGCAAUUGACAGAGCGAGGACAGUGAAAAAAGAGAGAGAGAGAAAACCAGGAAGUGAGAAAGUGAGAAAGUGAGAAAGUGAGAGAGUGAGCAAGGAAUGGGUAAAAAGUAAUGUGUAAGGACAGGAUAAACAAGAUACAUAGAGAGAGACAGUGAUAAAGAGAGAAAGAGAGAGAAAAGGAAAGAGA